CCUUUGUUUCUGUUGUCGUUGUCUGAGCAGCUAUCAUUCAUGGCUCAGCCAAGUCGAGACCCGAGUGACGUGUUUGACCGACUCGCUGGACUGUUCCACGACCUCGCCGACAUGGUUCGAGAGACUGUCGCGGACGGUGCUGCACCGGGGAUGCCUGUGGCUGUGGCUGUGGCUGCACCGCCACCGCUGACGCUGCCGCAUGCGUCGGAGUUGCUGACGUUGGACGGCGCGCGAACGGCAGCCAAGUACGUUGCAGUCCAGGGCCAGACUGCCCUCCGCGCCAUCCCCGGAUAUCCAUCGAGCGUUGUCGCUGCUGCAUCCACGGGCGCCGCGGCCGUCGCAGCAGCUGGCCUGGGCGCGCUCUGGUGGAAGUCGUCGUUCGGCGACCCUUCACAUGCUGCUCCGCCUCGCCGCUGGUUCUGGUCCAGCCCAACAAACCCAUCUCUAGCAAAUGGCGUCAAUGGCACAACAACAACAACAGCACCGCUGAAUCAAGGCGGACAUGAGACGCUGGCCGGUGGUGCUGCGUUUGACGAGGUCGCCAUGCGCCGCAAGCGAAGACUCGCCAAGACAAGUAACGAUCCUUACGUGCCAGGGACCAAGAACAUUGACGGCAAUUCGUGCUACAUCAACGCGCUAAUGCAGGCUUUCGCGUCUGUUGGGAAGCUGCACGAGUUUCUGUGUGCCCAUGCAGACAACGCCCGGAUAUUGGGGCAUGGUGGACAGCUACCUCUUGUUGUAGGCGUGGCUGACUUUCUCGAUGCCUUGAAUGAGCGACAACCCUCUUCGAAUUCAAAACCGCUUGCUGCGUACACUGUGCUUGAUCCGCUCUGCGCAAAAUAUGGAAUGCUCAACGGUCGGCAGCAAGACCUGCACGAACUGUUUCAAUUCGUCUCCUCGACCUUGACUGACGAACUGGCAGCCAUGCAGCACGCCAGCAAGCGAACACUUUCCAUCGACAAGAAUCUUGCCAUCCCUAGUCGGUCUUGCCUCUCGUUUGCAUCGCCAAUGAUUGGUCUCGUGGCGACUCAAUUGGUCUGCAGCGCCUGUGGGCAUGAGGGCUCCUUGAGACUCGAUCCUUUCGAUAACAUUAGUUUGCCUUUGUAUGCAGUCGAUAGCUUCUCUCCUUCUUUGCUUGACUGCCUUGCAGCGCAUUUCUCCACACAGCCGCUGGAAGGCAUCAAGUGUGACAACUGCUACGACCGUGCAGUCCCAUUAUCGUGGCAGUCCUCCGCCAGCAACACUCCAUCCAAGGCUGGCAAGGUUUCCCUUGCGGCGAUGGCGGCGGCUCAAGGUCGACGCUGGCAGCCCACUUUGCGUGGUCGCGGAUCCCUCCACGUUGCGCUUGCUAAACUCCCGCCAGUGUUUGCCAUCCACCUCUCGCGCCUCGUGUACACGGAUUCCGGCAACGUCAAGGCCGACAAGCACGUUCGUUUCCCCAUGGUGUUGGAUUUAGCCCCUUUUGCCUACCUGGAGCAGCAACACAAUGCAAUCGCAACCAUGGGCCCAGAGCCGCUCGCGCGUCUCAUCCGUGCAGCAACCCGAUCCACAGAAGCAGGCUCUACAGCCCAGAGUUCUACGUCCAGCGAUCGCAACGCCUACCGCUACAAGCUUUCCGCGGUUGUCGUUCAUCUCGGUGGUGGAUCCGGCGGGCAUUUCGUCACGUACCGGAAAAUUAAACGCGUGUACCGUGUGCCCGCCGCCGUUGCUGCUGCUGAUACUCCUUCUUCUGUUAAUGCCUCUGUUUCCAGUGAAGGAACAGAGUCGUCACUUCCUGCAGGUGGAGCCGCGCAAGAAGCCGACCUAGUCAAAGAAGCCACCGCUGUCUCGGACGCGUCCUCCUCGGCAACAUCCGCUGAACCUUCGACCGUCAUCAAGGAGCAUUGGCUGCAUUGCUCGGACGAUGUCGUGCGCAUGGCCACCACCCACGAAGUUCUGAGCUCGCAAGCCUACAUGCUGUUUUACGAGCGCGUCGGGGCGGCCUCCAGCUCCACCAUUUCUGCAGGGAUACAGCAUGCGUCCAAGCUGUAAUUGAGGAUGAUGAUGUUGUUGUUGGUGGUGCUAUUCUUUUCUUGUGGUGAUCAACAAAACAGCGGAAAUUUGCAGUG
Capsaspora owczarzaki ATCC 30864 is the source of this 2108-nucleotide messenger RNA. RefSeq lists its product as hypothetical. The record is from RefSeq and is a predicted model, not a curated record. Bases 40 to 2031 code for a protein of 663 amino acids. Gene Ontology annotation, cellular component: nucleus; cytosol. Gene Ontology annotation, molecular function: cysteine-type endopeptidase activity; cysteine-type deubiquitinase activity. Gene Ontology annotation, biological process: protein deubiquitination. The transcript has 6 exons. Lineage: Eukaryota; Filasterea; Ministeriida; Capsasporidae.